CGGAGGCGGAGCGGGCGGUGUAAACAGACCCGGGAGCCGCGAGCCCCGAAGGAGGCGCGGGUGGCGCCGCCAUGGACUUCCAGCAGCUGGCAGAUGUCGCGGAGAAGUGGUGUUCCAGCACACCCUUCGAGCUCAUCGCAGCCGAGGAGACCGAGCGCAGGAUGGACUUCUAUGCCGACCCGGGCGUAUCCUUCUACGUGCUGUGUCCGGACAACGGCAGCGGCGACAGUUUUCACGUGUGGAGUGAGAGCGAGGACUGCCUGCCCUUCCUGCAGCUCGCACAGGACUACAUCUCUUCCUGCGGCAAGAAGACGCUCCAUGAAAUCUUGGAAAAAGUCUUCAAGUCCUUCCGACCUCUGCUGGGGCUUCCAGAUGAAGACGACGCCUUUGAAGAUUACAGUGCGGAUGUGGAGGAGGAGCCAGAAGCGGACCACCCCCAGAUGGGGGUCAGUCAGCAAUAAACUCCUAGGUCGCCUUCCUGAAGGGGAGUAAGCCCUGUGCUGCCCAUGAGGUCCUGUGCUCCCCGAUGGGGUCCUGUACUCCUGGGGUAGCUUUUUGUAUUAGCUCUUCAAAACAGGACAUCUGGCUCCUGACAUCCAAAUGAAAAUGAAAUACCUUUCAAAUGACCAAAUCAUUUCUGUGAUGAGCUUCGCUCAGAAGUGAUCAGAAUUUCUGCCCCGCUUUGCCGGGGUUUCUAUGGAGAUGUCUUGGUAGCCUUUGCCACUUUGAAGUUAGAAUCCGUGUUGUGGCUGCCUGUUUCCUCUUGAGUUUAUGUUGGAGAAUUAACGUUUGCUGAUUGGAAUGUAGAGAACACUGAAUGUAUUAAGGAUGUGUUUUGAGUCCUCACAGGGGACCUUGCUGAGGAAAAGCAUGACAGAGGAGAAAUGCAGCCUGCACUUUUUAUGUCCCUUUGAUGUGUCCGUAAGUGAAAGGUCUUGCUUAGGAAGCAUGAGUUUUACUAUCUAGUCGUGAACUGCGCAAGUGCAGAUGCCGAGGGGGAGGGCAGCUAAGCUCCUUGGAGAGUUUCUCCACUGUUAGAUUGGUUACUUGAGCAUGUAGCUGCCAGCCACUGGUCAGUGUAAAUGUUCCGCGGUUGUUCGAUGGUUUUAAAACGUGCUAAGUCCAAAGCCACUUUUAAAUUCUCAUAGUGGAAAGUAUAGAUGGGGUGAAAGAUAUACAUUAUUGAUUCCUUAAAACUGAUUCUAAGCCUGCAUAUGAAAUGAAACCUUCACCUUCUCUCUUAUGAUGAGAUGGCAACUUGUUAAAUCAUGAAAACAACCAGAAUCCGAGUAAGUGACCCUUAAGCUUUGAAGCCAUAGAUGAAAUCUAAUAGGAAAAUAAACCAGGAAAAAAAAAAUUAGAUGUAAUGAAAUCCUUCACUUUCCUAAUCUUUUAUUCUUUAGAGAAUGUCAAGGAAAGGCUCCCGGUGAAUUAUUUUAUUUAAAAUGAUAAUGAAAUACUCUAGGGAACCUCCAUGCAGUGAAAUUGUAAAGUGAUGUGAACGUGGGAGUCAUAAUUAGGGGAUUACUUAGUUAAAAGAGGAUGUUUUUGAUGAUCGGGACACACAGACAGCUCUCAGAAGUAACUGCUGUCAUCCUUUUACCAAUAAGUACCAGGACAUUCUCUAAUGCCAUCGUGAGACCCUCCCGUGUGUUGGGUUCUCAUAACUUAGGAUACAAGAACUCCCCUUCACAGCACUUGACUCCUCCGUGCAUCCAGUGUGGGAAUGUUGUGCGUGCGUGCACACACACACACAGACACACACGGACACACACAUGCAAUCUGAUUAUGUUAUCAGCAUUUUAAACGCAAACCAAACCCACCACCGCAGAAGCUUGUGUACAUGGUACGGCAGCCGUGUCCAGGCAUUUUGUUUAACCUCCAUGAAGGGUUUAACCUCCAUGAAGGGUCUCAUUCCUUGGUGCGCUGCGGAGUUUAGUUGCUGGGUGAUGGCACAUUGUGGAUUCUAUCUGUGCUUUUCUACCUGUGUUUUUAUUUUCCCUUGAAGUCGCCCAUUGGCACAGUUAGACUUAGUACCCCACCCCUUCCGGGGUGUGAGGUCCAGUCCUGGCCAUGCUCCCCUUGCCAUGUCUGCUCAUCGUCGGGAGACUUGAGCUCUCUGUCUUGGGGAUACGGUCCAGGGCAGGUGACUUCCUUUUAAACAUAAUAGGCCACACAAAUAAAUGACUUUUGGAGGUAAAAUGAAGACACCUGAGCAGUUUGCUCCAUCAUGAGGUAACCUGGAAUUUUAUACAGAGGCUUCAAAUCUAAAUUAACAUAUCUUCGAACGUUAAUAUAAGAUGGGUUUUUAUCAAAAACGUAUUUGAACUUUGACCAAAUAUACUUGGUAUCAAUCAUAUUAGUGUUCUCUAUUUGUACAAGUUGAGUUAAGACCCCUAGUGGUGCAGCGGGCUACUGACAACUCUCGUCAGUUUUUUGUGUGCUUCCCCGCCCCUAGGGGGGCAGGGUCAGGAAGAGCAAAGGUCCCUGGAUGUGGCUGAUUUCCAUGACAAAACCCCUAGGCAUCCCCAAAUCUACUGUCCUUGCAAACCUCCCUCUGUCUGCUGUUGUGUGUAUCCCUUCCUGUGUGCACCUGUGUGUGCAAGCACACACAUAGCCACCCCUACCCAUUCUGUCAACGUUCAUAUCCCAGUGGGGGCCCAAGGCAAGCAGCCUGUGGUUGGUUAGUUAUGGAAACGGGCCUGCUCCACAGUGAGAAAAGUGUGACCCUUCCCAAGACCACAGAGGCAUUCCAGGACUACGGAGACCUCAGCCCUUGGCUGCAAACAGUGAUAAGUCAUGUAACUUUCCUACGAAACAAGGCUAUUUGCUCUGCUAGCUUUAAACACCAUCCUGCUGCGGCUGCUGUAGGAAGUAUGUGAGCGAAAAGAGCGACAGUCAAGGACAGCAAGGGACACAGGAAGAAAAUAAUUUGGAAUUUUGCCCAAAAUGGUGUCCUUAAGAUGUUGACCAUGCCACUACCUUAGAAUAUGGUGGUAGUGGAUGUCCAGAUCCUGGAGCCUGGAGUCUGCCCCCUCCCAAAGGCUCUGGAGUUGGUUGGCAGUUAACCCAAGAGGGGAGCUUAGCUUGAAGAAUAGCUGUAAACUGAUGUGUGCUUGUCUUGUCUCCCUGGAAAGUGACAGCGGAAAAACUUGGUAGGUAGUAGACAGAGUGAGAAUAAACACACGAGGGAAGGACUGAUCGCCUGCUGACCGCGAUGACCGGCUGUGAAGUCUGAAUUCUGCCCUGACAACACUACAGAGCCUGAUCCUAGCGCUGAGUGACCCAGGGAGACACGUUCCUACUAUCUGCCUGGUGAUAGCAUUGUGCAGGCUUCAAGGAUCCAAGUCUAGAGCCAGGGAGGGUAGUGAAGCCCCAUGCUGUGCCUGGCACCACUUGGGGUUCAGUCCCAUGGAGUUUGUGACUCCCAGGUCUACUGCAGCACAUGGUGUAUUUUGUGUUCCCAUGACCAGAGCACAAAACAUCUGUUAUAUGAUGAGACUGUCCUUGCACGCUGCCGCCAGAGCUGGUUUUGCAGUGUGCUUAAGGAAAACUGAAGCACACUGGGGGUGACCCCAUUGCUCAGGACAGACAGACAGACAGGCCUGUUCUCUAGCACAAUGCAUGGCUCUGAAUAUUGUUUCAGUUUCUCAGAGCAGGGAGAAUGUGUCUGGGGUGUUAUCAUCCCAGAGUGGAGUGUUUUAAUUAUUGCAUGUUAAAAUUCACCAGUUGAGAGACAGUUUAAUCAAAUUGGGUUUUCUACAGUGAGAGGAAUGUAGGGAUGGACAAGAUUUAAUGUGGGUCGGAGGAGAUGAACAGGGACCACGAGAGAGAAAGGUCUCAGUCCAUCUGGGUUGUAAACAAAGCACAUUGCCCGCACUUACUUCCUGGGGUACAGGACCAAGCGGCCUUUUCUUAGCUGUCUCUAGAGAGCUGCUUUCCUCAGAGACUGGAAGUUUAGAGGAUGCUGGUGAUGGCUCUGUGACUUUCACAGUGCCCCCCUGCCAAGCCAAAGGCACGGUAGGUGCCCUGUACACCUGGUGGAAUUCCUUCCCUUAAAAAUAAAAUCCACGGCUAGCUAGGGAAGCAUGCUUUCGCGAGUGCUGGCUCCAGAGUGUCUGCAAAGGCAGCUGGCAGAACGUGAGCCAUGCCUGCUCUCUCCUCUGCUGGUGCUUCUGCUGUCAGUGAAACUCAAAUGAAGGCUCUUGUCCCUAGAGUAAGCCUUGAGGGGGAGAUGUCGUACCUGGCUUGUUGCGUCGUCUCCAAAAGUGCACAAGAAGAUUUUCGCAUUAGAAAUCCCUCUUUCGUACAAACUCAGUUACUUGGUUUAACGGUAGCUAGUAUGACUUGAGAAGCUGAGGUCUUUUAGGUUUCCUAUGGAGUAGGUGUUAAACUUGCAGGAAUGUUGGCAGCCUGUGGCCUGUGGCAAUGGCCAUGAGCAUUUCAUGUUAGGAACCCCAUUUACCACACUGCCAUGCUGAAUAAUCCCGAGCAGCUUAAAGACUGCACCAAGCCACAGUAGUCCGCUUAGGGCUGUGUUCAAGUUGUUUGGUAUUAGGGAGAAAGCUGGCAGUGUGGUCCUCAUAUCUCCCUGGGCCUUCCUUUCGUUUUUGUUUCUUGAGAUUCGAUUUUAGCAGGUACCUUCUGAACUGGCCUAGACAGAUGCUCUAUAUAUACAAAUGCCAGCUUUCUAAAAGGCACUAAAAUAAACAGUCAGUGCUGGGCAAAGUCCAAACCCAGCUACAAUCCAGUGCUAAUUUGUGUACAAGCAAGAUUUCAGCCACCUCCAGAGAAGCAAAUCCGAAGAAACAAAAGCAAGGGACUUUGUUUGUUUUUUUGGUUUUCCGGGCUGGGAGAUUUUCUGUGCGGUGUGUGUGUGCUUUCUUUGAGUUCAUAUUUCCUUUCAGAGAGCUCUCUUGUAAAUGACAAACUGUGAAAUGGGUUGCCAAAAACUUGUCCUUUCUUAGAUGCUUCAGACAGAACUGUGUAAAUUCUCUCUGCACCCUCUCCCAUCUGCUCCCUCCUCCUUCUCCUGAGAGCAAGGACCACAUCCAAGGAUGUAAUUACCAUAAGCUUGCUAUUAAAGAGCCUUUUAGCCCUGGU
This is a messenger RNA of Microtus ochrogaster (prairie vole), 5103 nucleotides long. RefSeq names its product maturin, neural progenitor differentiation regulator homolog (gene Mturn). Gene Ontology annotation, cellular component: cytoplasm. The record is from RefSeq and is a predicted model, not a curated record. Gene Ontology annotation, biological process: positive regulation of megakaryocyte differentiation; regulation of signaling. Lineage: Eukaryota; Metazoa; Chordata; Mammalia; Rodentia; Cricetidae.